This is a messenger RNA of Schistosoma haematobium, 6062 nucleotides long. Its product is annotated as Charged multivesicular body protein 2A. Gene Ontology annotation, cellular component: ESCRT III complex; multivesicular body. Lineage: Eukaryota; Metazoa; Platyhelminthes; Trematoda; Strigeidida; Schistosomatidae. The coding region runs from base 215 to 736 and encodes 173 amino acids. The transcript is spliced from 2 exons. Gene Ontology annotation, biological process: protein transport; endosome transport via multivesicular body sorting pathway; late endosome to vacuole transport. The record is from RefSeq and is a predicted model, not a curated record.
GGAACACCUUGAACAGUUAGGUGAAGUGAUGGUAUUAAGCUUAUAAGUGAGUACUUUCAACGAGUACCUAGAUUUUCACAGAACUAAUUACAUUAUGAACUAACAUGGACCACCUGAUUUAUUCCACUAACGCCUAAAAUCAUAAGCUGGUAAUUUUAAGAGGUUAUUAUAAAUUGUAACGUUACUGUUGGGGCUACUUCCGUGAAGUCAUUCGAUGAGUUUUCUUUUUGGAACCAGAAAAACACCUGAAGAGCAGCUAAGAGAUAGCAAACGAACUAUUGCAAGAACACUUAGAGAGAUAGAUAGGGAAAAAACUCAGUUGGAGAGGGAACGCGUUCGAAUAACAAAUGAAAUUCGUGCGUUGGCAAAGCGUGGUCAGAUUGAUGCCGUCAAGGUAAUGGCGAAGCAGUUAGUUCGAACAGAGAGUUACAUCAAAAAGUUUUCCUUGAUGCACUCAAAUAUUACAGCGUUAUCAAUGAAAAUUCAGACUUUAAAAUCAACCGCCACGAUGGCUUCAGCUAUGAAACAGGUUGCGCUAACGAUGAGAAAAAUGAAUUCAACUAUGCAAUUACCUCAAUUCCAAAAGAUUAUGAUGGAGUUCGAAAAACAAACCGAAACGAUGGAAAUGAAACAAGAUAUGAUGUCAGAUGUAAUAGAUGAUGCUAUUGGAGAUCAGGAUGACAUUGAAGACUCCGAAACUGUUGUGAAUAAGGUUAGUGUCGGUUUUUAUUCGUAGACUAUUCACACACCUCGAUUCGAGUCGACAUUUCUGAAAGGUCGAGUUCCAGCAAGUGCUAAACAGUUCGUAAAUAAUUUUACCAAGAUAACAAAAUAUGAUACUGUGCAGCAUCUGACCUCAGGUAUUGCUCGUUUGAUAAAACCCUAUAAUUUCCCAAUUUUCGUGAGGUGUGUAGAAGAAAACUUGAAAAUCAACUAACUCUAAUCUCGCCAGUAAUGAUGAGUGAUCAAUAUAUGUACAUCAAGAUUAUUAUUAUGAUAAAAGAUGAGCUUUAUUCCUAAGUAUAGCCGAAACUCGAGAUCAUGGUGGUGACUUCCACCGGUUAUGUGUUCCGUUAUUUUCUCGAUUAUAUAUGAUUUGUUACGAAAGUAUUCAUAUAGUUCGAAGUACUGUCAACAUUUAGCACUCUGAAAUGUAAAAUCAGCUGCUAACAUCUCAGUUUAUGUAGUUCGAUAAAUAAGUUCUUUUAAGUUUCAAGAGUACUUGUUCCAACCUAGUUUAGGAUUUAUAUUUCACAAUAUCUUGAAUUUUGACACAUUAAAAGGUCUCCUAUUUCUCUUAGACUAUAAAUUUGUCACAAGCAUUUUCAUCAUGUUCCCUGGACUUCAUAUAAGAAGACCAUUAGGGUCUAGUUCGCAAUAUUAUUCUUCUAGUUUUUGAAUAAACUUAUGUUUGAAAACCCUAGGUUUUAGAAGAACUUGGCAUCGAUCUUAAUGCACAAUUGAGUAAUCUCCCAACAGCUAAGGAUACUAUUGGAAGUACAGUUUCCAGUGCAGUCCGACCUCAUGCAGUCGCUACUGAUCCUACUCCAGUAGCGGGACCUGGGCCUAAUUCCGAUUCGGUUGAUCCUAUUGAUGAAAAUAAUUUGGAAGCUCGUUUAGAACGUCUCAAAAGAAAGUAAAACCUUAAUUCACUUGUGCGUGCACGUCGAUUUUCAGUUCUAACAUCUAUACCACCCCAUGUUUAUAUAAACAUAUAUCACAAUCCAGCAUAAUAAUGCUUUAAACUUAACUAUCAUAUGGAUAAUAUUUUUGGAUUUUUUGCUUCCUUAUGCUACCAAACUAUUGAGAAUAAUUUUUUAUAAAGAAACUGUUUGAUGUUCUAUAAUGCAAAUCUCUACAGUUUACAAUCUAAAAGUAUUCUUGAUAAAAGAUUUUUGUUACUAAAUAAGGCUUUUUACCUCAACACUUUAAUAGGCUACACUAAUGAAGGUUAUCUCUGGUAGCUCUAUUGAUUUCUGGGUGUUUAUCUGUUUAUGAUGCGCUCUUAAGAUUGAAUUGUUCCACUAAUUCGAUGCAUUACAUUUCACGUAUACAAAUAAACUUUUACUGUCUUCAUAUAACAACCCGAUCGUAGCUGCUACUCUGACGUAGUGAUCGGGCUUGCCUAUCAUCAUGAAUCAACUGAACUAUAUUGGCUGGGACACAUGUUCCUUUAGGUUCCACCGUCCUAAGCAAAUAGAUUGUGAAAUGAUAAGACUAAAAACAGCAACUUAAGGUCCAACGGCGAAGUCGUGCCGCUGGCUGUAGAGGGGAGUGGCAGUAGUAGGGUGUUUGCCUCGGGCGACCAACGUCUACGGCGAUGUUGCCUUCUCAGAACGGAAGGGGUUAGGUAAGGUUGAUCCCAAUAAUGUCACACCUCAGCAUAUCUCACCGGCGGGAAGGCUUUGAGUUGCGGAGCCAACUCAUCAAAAACUCCCCAGUAAGUGGUCUUGCGCGACCGGCCUCAAGCAGUUGUUCCUUAGGCUCUGGGGUCACGCUCCUGGAUUCCUGGUGCUAUUACCAAUUUAGUUUCUUUUUCAGGUCCCCCAAGGAGGAAUAUCCAUCCAUGAUGGGUAGCAGUUGGGAAGUGACAACCACCUUCAUACUUUUAACAGAACACGAGAACAUUUUGUUCACAAUCAAAUCCCUCACCUCUUAAUUAUUCUUUCAUCCCUACAACUAACCCUUCUCAUUUAUCUUUAUCUUCACACGCCACCAAUGCUAAUGUUUUGAGUUCACAAAAUGUUAUUUCUGAUCUCAUGAAACCGCUCUCUAAACUACAUGUUGAAACUCCCAUUGUUGAAACCUCGUGUCAGGCUUCUUCAGCUAGGACUCUAGAAUUCCGCGCCAUCGAUGUAUGCUGCAUCUUCGAAAUGCACAUACAGGAUCCAGGUACAAUCAUUCAUUUGACUUGACCUUGUCACUAUGAUGAACUGGCACAAUUUACCUUUCGAGUAUCUGGAGACCUCACUUCUACCUCCCGUGGCCUCAUUUGUGUAAGUGUAGCAUCAAGUAUAAAAGCAGAACAGGCUUUGUUCAACUGUUUAAUUAGACAGUUGCUUGUGAACUGUCCGGAUAAAAUAUACAUAUAAUAACUCGCUGGGAUCAAGACAUACGUCGUCGCCUCUACAUACGCUUCCACUGAUUGCAGCUUAGAUGAAGUCAAAGAUAGAUUUUAUAGGAAGCUAUCCAACCUCCCAAAAGCUAAACGCUCUGAUUUAAUAAUAGUGGCGGGUGAUUUUGGUGCUCAUGUAGGUAGACUAAAUCAAACCGGAAGGCUCUUAGGCGAAUCUUACGGUGUUAAGGUUCGACAAACGGCAACCAUCUGCUUCAGCUAUGUUCUAAUGACCAUCUAUUUCUAGUAAACACUAACUUUAAAUAUAAGAAAGGACAUCUUCUCAUGUGGUGACCCCACAACCGACUCAACUUGAUCACAUUGCCAUCAGCCAUCGUCAGGGUGGCUCGAUAGAAGACUGUCGCUCAUUCCAGAGGACAUGUUUAAACUCAUACCAUGCUAUGGUUCGAGAACGUCUUUGUAUCUUACUGGAUGUAGAAAUGCCACAGCAAGAGAAGCCCUUAGAGUUCAGCCUAAUGAUGAAAAAGUUGAGAAUAUAUUUCACAACCAACUAGAGAAAGCUAAUCAACUGUGAAAACGAUAUCCACCUCGAGAUAGCUUGGUAUGAUAUCUAAAAACCUGUGGAAACAGCAGUGAUGUGCACUAGUAACAAACCAAAAGGUUAGGAAUUUCAGUGGCAUCUGCAGAACUGAUAGAUGCUCAGAAACUCAUCCCGUCUGGUUCCGAACACGGUGAGGAGCGGAGGCAGCUUAAACGUAGGCUGAUAAUAAGCCUACGUGAUCGUGAGAAGCAGUGGGUAGGGAAACCAGAAGAGAUGGAAAAGACAACAGCGAUAGGUAAAAAUAGACGACUGUUCGAACUUAUCAGGGAAAUGAAUAUUAAAAAUCCGCUUAUUAGUGAAAGUAUCUAGGAAAAAGACAGGACUAUUGUUCACUCUCAAUUCAGGAGAGUAGACUGAUGUGCAGAACAGUUCAACAGGCCUUCGGCCACUUUAAUUUCCCACCAUCUUCAAGCAGACUGGCGUACGUCCUCCAAUUGUUGGUGAAUUUGAAAAAGUUGCAGGGAAUUUAAAGUGAUGGACAACUGCAGGUCCAGACGGAUUAGUCCCAGAAAUCUUUUAAGAUAUUGGUUCAGCUUUAUCACUUAGAUUGACUGAGAUCUUAAUUACAUCCGUACUUUUUUAUGGGUACAGAAUCUUAAUUCUGCUUCAUUGGAACAAUAAAACGUAGGAAAUUUUUAAAGUAAAUUAAAAAAGUAAGAAGGGAGUAAAUGAUCAAUAUCAAGAUGCGUAGACACAUAUAUCUAACUUAGUAAUCAAUACUCAUUUCAAUAUACUACAACUUAUCAUGGCACGUAAUUAAUGGAUAAUAAGAAUAACAUGACUAAAAUCAUUAAAACUAACAGAAAAUAGUAGGGGGACAAAUCAAAAGUGAAUUGAAAUAGCUGGGAUGUUCAAAACUUAGGUAGAAUUUAUGUAACCGUAUCGUUUGAAAUCUGUGAGACAAGGUGUUCUGGUAUUCAUUUUAAACUAGUUGCUGUCAACCGCCUAUCACGGACUCCUCCAUGAAGCAACCACUUCGACACAACGCAGCAGGACUGAAGGUCAGUUGAGUUAUUCUUCCCAUCUAUCUAAUAUAUAGAAAUGAAACUUGUUCAUAUCCAGGUAUACUAAGAGAGUAAAACAGUCAGUGCAAAAAUGUGAACAGAAUCGAUAAUUUUAGAUCCUUUGACGUCGUGAGAUUUUGCCUUCAAAUAAAACAUUAAGUGGUGAGAUUGAUCCGCUGUAUCGUAUCCUUACAUGCAAUGUCUAUAUAUAUUACUACCAUUGAAUUAAUUGCUCCUAUGAACUUGGUGUUCAUCUUGUUAUGUCAAUGGGAUGUGGUAACUCGGACAUAUGCAUGUGCGCCUGGUCAUGCGUUGAUGACUAACUGAUACUAUAAAAUUUCUUAGGAAGUUGAGCUACAGCUUGGUCCACAUCAUAAUUGACUAAAAUCAUAGUGUUAUUUAUGUAUACUCAACACACCUCUUAGUAACUUACUUUUUUUGAAAUACUGAAUCUAAUUAUAUCUUGUUUCGACUAAAAUAAAAUCACUGGUGAAUUAGUGAUGAAAAUACUAACUUAAUGAAUAGGCAUCCUAUUACAUUAACUAAGCUAAACCAAGUAGCGUAUGUAAUCAAGAAAUGACCUGGUACGGCAGACAGUGGGGAGAGUCCGCUCUCCCUCUCAAAAUGCUCUCACAUGACCACGCGUAUAUAGCCUCCCCCAGGGAAGUCCUACUCACUGCCUUCUCGUAACGGGCGUGUUGUUCACGAAAAGCGAAGGUCCGGCGCUUUAACCGGGUUGGUGGACACGGAGAGUCCACCUAGGGGAGUUGAAAAACUCUGAUUCCAAACCAAUGGUGCACAUGGGAUCCAGCAUCCUGAAUGAACAAAUGGCGUAUGAACCAAUCGUUGGCCACCGGCUUCCAUGGAACUGCAUCUCUUGACGUUGCUCCACUAUCUUGUGGAUCAGACCUUCAGGUCGAAGGCUCCGUGUGUAACCCUCUAAGAAAACCACCUGCUUCGGUUUGGGCACCCGGGCAGUAUCACAGCCCCCACACAUUCAAAUCCUUCCUUCACCUCCUAAUACCUCUCUUAUCUCCCUGACUAACCCUCCUCACGUCUCUUUAUCACCUCGCACCGCUAGGGCAGACGAUUUGAGUACGUGGAACGCCAUUCCUGGUCUCCUGAAACCACGCUCUAAACUAUACGUAGGAGCUUUUAACGUACGAACACUUUGUCAAAUAGGACAGCAGGCUUCCUUAGCAAAAACUUUAGAAUCUCGCGCCAUCGAUGUGUGCUGCGUCUCCGAAACGCGCAUACAGGAUCCAAGUAGCGUCAUUCAUUUGACCUCACCAUGCCAAAAUAAAGAACCGACUCGAUUUACGCUUCGUGUAUAUGGAAGCCCUGAUUCUGCUUCCCGUGGCCUCGCCGGCGUAUGUAUAGC